Messenger RNA from Cyprinus carpio (common carp), 2019 nucleotides. It is a transcript of the gene noxo1a, whose product is annotated as NADPH oxidase organizer 1. NCBI's taxonomy places the organism in Eukaryota, Metazoa, Chordata, Actinopteri, Cypriniformes, Cyprinidae. Gene Ontology annotation, molecular function: phosphatidylinositol binding; superoxide-generating NADPH oxidase activator activity; protein binding. Gene Ontology annotation, biological process: superoxide anion generation. The record is from RefSeq and is a predicted model, not a curated record.
GCGGACUCUCCGGUUUGUGACCUGCAGCGGGAGCGUUCUGAAUGCGGCACGACGCGGUCCCCGCCUCUGGCUGCUGGCGUGAUAAAUAUAACGCGCAGUCAGUCAAACGACAGACAACACGACACGACACCACUCACCUCCUGCAGCAUGGACGAGCAAAGAUACCCCGUCAAUGUCCAGCUUGUUGGAUUGAUGCAGAAAGAAGUAGCUAAAUUGUACAUAACCACUGUAACUUGGUCAGACCAAAAUGAGAUUACUGUGUACAGAUCGCUUGAAGACUUCAAGACUCUGCAUAGGCAACUCAAGAAGAAAUUCCCUCCUUCAAACCCCUUUAGAAGGUCAGGAAGGAUUCUUCCCAAAUUUAAAGCUGCAAGAGUGCAGAAGAACAUGCAGAAGUGGAGCCCCAGUAAGUCGGUGCUCAGACUGAAGGCUCUGGAAGAAUACUGCAGUGAACUGCUGAAGAGCGAUCCCCGUAUCUGCCAGAGCUCAGAGCUCCUCCAGUUCCUGCUUCCCAAACCCCAGGACCUCGAUUCUGACUUUGCAAAAAACAGUAUCGUGAUCAUGCCAUCAGAAACCUCUCUGAGCAGCGGUAAUGUUGGAAUGAACAACGUCACUCAACCCUUUGUUACUGAAACAUACCGAUGCAUAGCUACUUAUGAGACCAAGGACACCAAGAAUCGGCCCUUCAAGGUUGAGGUGGAUGAGGUUGUGGAUGUGCUCAUUAAAGACCAAAAAGGAUGGUGGCUGGUGGAAAAUGAAGCCAAACAUCUCGCUUGGUUUCCUGCUCCUUAUCUGCAAAGAGCUGAAAUGGAUGAUGAUGGUCCUGAUGUGAUGGAUGGUGAAAGUGUUUUCUAUGUUGCCGCCAAAAGUUACAGAGCCAUGAACAGUGAUGAACUAUCAGUGGAGAUCGGGUCUGUGAUGGAGGUGUUACAGAAGUCUGACAACGGCUGGUGGAUAGUGAGGUACAAUCGAAAGGCGGGGUUCGUACCAUCCAUGUACCUGCAACCAUACAAUAACCCACGAAUGCACCUGAUGCCUGCUAAGAGGGAGUUAACCAGCUCCACUCUUGACUUGGCACAGCUUCAACGUCCUGGAGAAAAUUUCCUGCAGGUCUCUGGCCGUGAGCUCAGCAGAUCCCAGGGCAACCUGGGACCUCCAGGAAGCACCCUGGACCCUAAAGAUAAGCAGAUGUCACGAUCAAUGAGUAGACUGCCGGAUGCUCAUACAACACGGCUGCCUCCACCAUCAGUGCGAGUGGAGUUUGUCGAGAACGGCCAGCAAAGCAGUGUGAGUGAUGACAGUGAAGAGUUCAGCGACGACAGCAGCUUCUCCGGCAGCAAUUCGCUAAAUUGCUCGUACACGGAAGAGCAAUUACGCAGGAGUAGCAUCCCUACGCCUGACUCCUCCGGCAGCCUGAGCCCUGAAAGUGCCGGAGAAGGCAAGAUGAUCGGCAGCAGAUCAGACCCCAGUCUCAACAAGAUGCCCUCCUCUCCCAAGAUACCCCCCAGACCCCAAGCUCAGGAGAUACUCAAACGCUGCACCACCGUCACACGCAAAAACCUGCAGAGAACCAGUUAGGCCGAUGUCUCAAGCACUUCAGGUUACAUGUUUGAGGAGAGCAUCCAAGAGUCCAGGUCCAGACCAGCAUUAAUGUCAAAGCAUUGCCAUAACGCUUGCUUGAUGCUGAUUAUUUGAUGGACAAAUAUGGAGAGAUUCUUGCUACACAUUUAUACUACUAGAACUAAGCUUAGAUCUUAUUCAUGGAACAGAAUUAUUACAUAUGUUACAAAUGAUGGGUCUUCAUGUUUCUAGAGAAGCUGCUCUUUGCAUCUGAUAUACGUAGAUGAUCUUUUACUAAAGAAAAGAUAAUGCAUCAAAAUCUCUUAGAAUCUUCUACAUAAUAUUUGUAUGUUUCUUAGUUUUCCCUCUUUUUCCAUAGUGGAAAAUAUCACUUGUGCCUUAUAUGCAUUGUAUAUCCUCACAUAUAUUAUACUUGUAUACUCUUCACAUUUCACACUU